AUGGCACUAGAGGGAAUUCUUUCGGGUGUUGGAGUGGAGAUCUUGAAGAAGCUUAGCUCUCAUGCUUUAGAAUGCCUUGGAAUGGUAUGUGGUCUUAAUGAUGAUCUUAACAAACUAAGGAGCAAUGUUUCGUCCAUUCAAUCUGUACUUCGUGAUGCAGAGCAACGUCAAAUCAAAGGCAAUGAUCAUUCUUUAACCGAUUGGCUCGAAAAGUUGGGAGACGUUUUUUACGAUGUUGAGGACGUUCUUGAUGAAAUCUCUACUGAGGCUCUCCGUCGAGAAGUGAUGACAAGAGGAAAAAAUGCAAAGCAGGUUAGAAUCUUCUUCUCCAAUUCUAACCAACUUGCAUUUAACUAUAGGAUGGCAUGUCAAGUCAAGAAAAUUAAUGAGAGGCUUGAUGUUAUUUCCCAAGAAAAAGAUAAGUUUCAGCUCAAUGGAAUUGCUUAUCUUGGGAUACAAAAUGUUUUAUCUUAUCCAAUUGGGAUGGAAAGGGAUACUCACUCAUCUUUAAGUGGGGAUCAGAAAAUAAUUGGAAGGGAUGAUGAAAUGAACAACCUUAAAAAAAAUUUACUAGCAGAGGAUGACAAGGUGAAAGCUAACGUUUCAUUCAUCGCUAUUGUUGGAAUGGGUGGAAUUGGCAAGACAACUUUGGCCAAAUCUCUCUACAAUGACAAACAAGUCUCUGAUGGUUUUAGUUCAAGAAUUUGGAUUUGGGUUUCUAAUCAAUUUGACACAAAAACAAUAUUGAAAAAGAUAAUUGAAUCAGCAACCGAAAAGAAACCAAAGGUAGAAGAAAUGGAACCUUUAAAGACAAAGCUUGAAGAAGUGAUUGGAGGAAAGAAGUAUUUGUUAGUUAUGGAUGAUGUAUGGAAUGAAAAUGAAAAUGAAUGGGAGAAUUUGAAAAACCUGUUAAUGCUUGGUGCAAGAGGGAGUAAGGUUUUGAUCACAAAGCGUGACAGUAAAGCAGUUCCAGGAGUCGAAACAAUUCCUCUAAAAGACUUAACUGAAGAUUUUUCUUGGUUGUUGUUUAAAGAAGUGGCAUUUAAAGAAAGUGACUUAGAGUCAAUAAAUCAAAACUUGAUAAAAAUGGGAAAAGAAAUUUCAAAAAGAUGUGGAGGUAUUCCUCUUGUAAUAAGACACAUAGGACGUUUAUUAUAUGGAAAAACUUCCGCAGAAGAUUGGGAGUUCAUCAAAGAAAAUGAACUUUUAAAUGUCACUCGUGAAAAAAAUAAUAAUGAUGGUCAUGUGAUAUCAACAUUAAAAUUGAGCUAUAACCAUUUGUCACCAAAUUUGAAGCAAUGUUUUUCCUAUUCAUCCUUGUUUCCCAAAGGAUACAAAAUUAGAAUGAAUGAAUUGAUUAGACAAUGGAUAGCUCAAGGUUUUAUCGAAUCAUCAAAUGGAGGAAAAUCUGUAGAGAAUAUUGGGAAGGAGUACUUGGAUGAAUUAUGUUGGAGGUUUUUCUAUGAAAUUUCUAUUGAGGAUGUUCCUUUUGAAGAAGUUGGCAUGCAUGAUUUGAUGUGUGAUCUUGCAAGAGAGGUAGCUGGACAGAAAUUGUACAUACGUGGAUAUCCAGAGAGUGGAUAUGUUGUGAGUGAACAAACUCGUCAUAUUUCAUUUGAAUAUGAACCACGAUCAUGGAUUGAUGAUGUGUCCAAAUUGCAACAAGCUAAAGGAUUAAGAACGUUCCUUUUGUUUACGAAAAAUCCUUUCUUUACGAGAAAUCCAAUUGAAAAAGUUCUUUUGGACAGACUGUUUUCUCACUUUCCACGUUUGCGAGUAUUACAAAUCCCUAAUGUGUCAAAGUCAAUAAAAAAGCUUAGACAUCUUCGAUAUCUAGAACUCGGUGAAGAUGCGAAAUCAGUUCCAAACUCCAUCACGAAAUUGCAAAAUUUGCAAACACUAGAUCUAACCAAGUGUUAUGACCUAAAGGAGUUGCCAAGGGAUAUUAACAAUUUUGUAAACCUCAGACAUCUUCUUUGUGAUUCAAGAUUAAUGAAUAUGCUGCAAGGGACGAUGGAGAAGUUGACUAGUCUACAAACAUUAAGUUCAUUUUUGUUUGAUUGUAAAAGGUUUGAUAAGGUAAAGGAAUUCAGUGAGCGGAGUUAUUUUAUAGAAUUUGACUUAAAAAUCAAAGGUUUGGAGCAGUUGAGGUUUUCUCCAUCAGACGUCAAAUCAGUAAAUCUUAAAAACAAAAAAGUCCCACUUUUGAGACUGAAAUGGAAAUUUGAGAAUGGUAAUGAAUAUGAAGGUGAUGCUGAUGAUAUAGUAUUGGAAGGCUUAGAACCACAUCCAUAUGUUAAUCUCUUGCAAAUUGAAGGGUAUUGUGGAGUAGGAUUACCCAAUUGGGUGUCCACCUCAAUUUUGUUAAGGGGAAUUCGAAUUGGUAAUUGUGAUAGAUUACAUCUGAAUCAACUCUCCCAUCUUCAUGCUCUUGAAAUUCUAAAUUUAGAGGGUUUAAAAUCUGUCAUGAGUAUAUCGGAAUGGAUUGGCACCCUUACUUCUCUUGUAUCUUUGGAAAUAGAAGAAUGUCCAAAAUUAAAAUCACUUCCAAAGGAAAUGCAACAGCUCAAAUCUUUGGUGCAACUUAACAUAAUCAAGUGCCCACAACUUGGGGAGAGAUGCAAGGAGGGAGGAGAGGAUUGGCCUAACAUUUCCCAUAUUCCUGACGUUCUUAUUGAUUGA
Cucumis sativus (cucumber) is the source of this 2682-nucleotide messenger RNA. RefSeq names its product disease resistance protein RGA2. Lineage: Eukaryota; Viridiplantae; Streptophyta; Magnoliopsida; Cucurbitales; Cucurbitaceae. The record is from RefSeq and is a predicted model, not a curated record. Bases 1 to 2682 code for a protein of 893 amino acids. Gene Ontology annotation, biological process: defense response to other organism. Gene Ontology annotation, molecular function: ADP binding. The transcript has a single exon.